This is a messenger RNA of Momordica charantia (bitter melon), 2063 nucleotides long. The record is from RefSeq and is a predicted model, not a curated record. Lineage: Eukaryota; Viridiplantae; Streptophyta; Magnoliopsida; Cucurbitales; Cucurbitaceae.
CGGUGUCUCUUGCUGAAUGUACAGGCCAUAUCAUGCUCUGGAGAAUCGUAAGUUUGGAUCAGUGCCUGGUGGUUAAAGUAUCCAUUGCAUGGAUAUCGGUGGGGGUCAAAACCGAUUUCUUGCAAUCAUAGUAUUACGAAAUUGUUCAGCUUCAAAUUGAUUUAUGAUAGUUCACUUUCAGCUGAACAUUAAAAUCUAUUUAUCUCAUACCUUCGUAAAAAGAAAGAAGUCUCGAUCUGAUUAUCAUCAAGACUUUUGGUCCGAAGGUAAAAUAAUAUACCAAGCAAAGACAAAAAUAUGUGGGCCCCUGCUUUGGUUGUUUAUUCGUUUUGCCGCACAAGUAUUUUCUCGAAAAUGUAGUUGGAACUUGGAAGAGACAAGAAUGGACUAGAUGGUUUACUUUAUUCGGUGUUAGUGAUGACAAGUCUAUUCAUAUAAUCCAUUCAAUCCUGUCAGUCAAAUUUACAGAUGAAGACAGAUGAAUCAUUAGUACUAUGUUUUAUCCAAAACAUAGUUCUUCAAAAUUGAAGUCUUGAAGUUUGUCAUCUUGGUUGAUCGAGAUGAGCAAGUCAGUGGCCGAUAAACCUCAUGCAGUGUGCAUCCCAUAUCCAGAGCAAGGGCACACGUUGCCCCUUCUGCAAUUAGCCAAGCUUCUCCAUUCAACUGGUUUCCACAUAACCUUUGUCAUCCCCGAGUUCUAUCACAACCACAUAAGACAGUUCCAGGCACCUGAUGCCGUGAAGGGCUUAUCCGGUUUCCAGUUCCAGACCAUACCAGACGGGUUGCCUCCAUCUGAGCACAAAGCCUCCCCAGAUGUUCCGACGCUCUGUGAUUCGACUAGGAGGAACUUUUUGAAACCAUUCAAACAGUUGGUGGCUGAGCUAAAUUCUUCGGUGGAGGUGCCUCCAGUGACCUGCAUAAUCGCCGAUGGGGUCUUGAGCUUUGCUAUAAAGGCUGCUGAGGAGUUGGGGAUUCCAGAGGUUCAGUUUUGGACCGCUUCUGCUUGUGGCUUCAUGGGGUAUCUGCAGUUUGAUGAGCUUGUGCGAAGAGGAAUUUUGCCAUUCAAAGAUGAGACUUUCUUGAGUGAUGGUACACUUGACACACCCAUCAACUGGAUCCCAGGAAUGAAAAACAUCCGCCUUAGGGACCUCCCAAGCUUCAUAAAAACUACAAACAUAGAUGACACAAUGUUUGAUUUCAUGGGAUCGGAAGCCCAAAGUUGCUUGAGAUCUUCUGCUCUCAUCUUCAACACAUUCGAUGAGCUUGAACAUGAUGUGUUAGAAGCAAUUUCAGCAAAGUUUCCCCAAAUAUACACUGUAGGACCCUUAUCCUUACUAAGCAGACAAGUAACCGAAAGCCAUUUGAUGCCAUUAAGGUUGAGUGUGUGGAAGGAAGACCGAAAAUGCCUCAAGUGGCUCGAUUCACAGGCCCCAAAAUCUGUUGUAUAUGUAAGUUUUGGCUGCAUAACCACGAUGACAGACCAAUGUUUAAGAGAAUUUGCAUGGGGACUAGCAGAGAGCAAGCAACCAUUCUUGUGGGUAUUGAGGCCUGAUAUGGUAUUGGACGAUUCAGCUGUUUUACCUCAAGAUUUUGUAGAAGAGACGAAGGACAGGGGAUUUCUAACAAGCUGGUGUCCGCAAGAGCAAGUGCUGGCACACCCAUCAAUGGGGGUUUUUCUGACUCACUGUGGAUGGAACUCUACUUUGGAAGGCAUAUGUGGAGGUGUGCCAUUGAUAUCUUGGCCGUUCUUUGCAGAUCAACAAACAAAUUGUCGAUAUGCUUGUGUCAAUUGGGGCAUUGGAAUGGAACUGAACGACGACGUAAAGCACACAGAUGUUGUAGCAAUUGUGAAGGAAAUGAUGGAAGGAGACGAGGGAAAGGAGUUGAGGCAAAAUAGUGUGCAAUGGAGAAAGAAAGCAGAAAAAGCAACUGCUGUUGGUGGUUCUUCCUACAGUAAUUUCCUUAGGUUGGUCAAGGAACACCUUCAUGCUAGUUAGUGCUUAAGCAAAUUAGUUAUGGAGAGAAAAUUAUGGGAAGCUCAACUAAUAAUUGCUUUGGAUUAA